This is a messenger RNA of Zeugodacus cucurbitae (melon fly), 470 nucleotides long. RefSeq names its product 60S ribosomal protein L29 (gene RpL29). The record is from RefSeq and is a predicted model, not a curated record. Gene Ontology annotation, cellular component: cytosolic large ribosomal subunit; ribosome. Gene Ontology annotation, molecular function: structural constituent of ribosome. Gene Ontology annotation, biological process: cytoplasmic translation. The transcript has 3 exons. The coding region runs from base 148 to 378 and encodes 76 amino acids. Lineage: Eukaryota; Metazoa; Arthropoda; Insecta; Diptera; Tephritidae.
CACAUUGCACAUACUCUUGUAGCGAACUCGCUUUUCAUGCAACCCUGUGUUAUGGAAUCCAAGAAACGUCAACAUUGACAUUUCUACAAAAUCUUCAACCUUUUCUUUUCCGCUCUACUGUCAAAAACAGAGGUUUAGUAGCUUAAAAUGGCCAAGUCAAAGAAUCACACCAAUCACAAUCAAAACAGGAAGGCGCAUCGCAAUGGCAUCAAGCGCCCAAUCCGCAAGCGUCAUGAAUCGACUCUUGGUAUGGAUGUCAAAUUCCUAAUCAACCAACGUUAUGCACGCAAGGGUAAUUUGUCCCGCGCUGAGGCCAACAAACGCUAUGAAGAGCGUGUAGCUGCUCAAGCCGGCAAACCAAAACCCGUCACUUUAUAAAUAUUGCAAAUUAGCAAUAAAAAGUGGGCUUUGUAACAUGGGUGGCAUUAAAUUAAAUAAAAAACAAUUUUUUUAAAUUAAAAACAAAAUAA